Molecule: messenger RNA, 5326 nt
Organism: Epinephelus lanceolatus (giant grouper)
Lineage: Eukaryota; Metazoa; Chordata; Actinopteri; Perciformes; Serranidae
Gene: trak2
Product: trafficking protein, kinesin binding 2
Biological process (GO): anterograde axonal transport of mitochondrion; protein targeting; vesicle transport along microtubule
Cellular component (GO): mitochondrion; cytoplasmic vesicle; dendrite
Molecular function (GO): GABA receptor binding; myosin binding
Source: RefSeq, a predicted model, not a curated record
AGUAACACACCAUCUCCCUCCCUUCCGCUCCAUUGUUUGAGGUUUUGGUGAAGGCAUCGACAGACACCACAUGUAACACUGGAACUGUCAAUGCUGUGGAGUAACAUUGACAUAGGGUAAAGGUGUGUGCAGGCACCACCUAUCAGUGCAGAAACAGGAUGUGAUGACACUGCGAUAGCGUCUCCCGUUUUCUGCCCAGCUUUGUGUUCGUGAGCGGGGACCCUCCCCCCCUCCCGCUCCAAGGACAGGACAUGUUUGAAGCAAAACCCCGGGCAGUGCAGAAGAAGGAGUCGAGCACUGAGACAGAUGAGGGGCUGGGCAGCAGUGGGAAGCAUUACGGCUCUCUGGGCUCCGGUUCGGCCGACUCCGGCUCUGUCUACCUGUCGGACAGCCAGGACUGGGUGGUGUCCCCUAGCUGCUCUCCAGAUGAAGCCCCCGGCCAGCACAGUGCCAUCUCCCCCCUGCUGGCCGAGGAGACCUUCCGCUACAUGACGUAUCUUGCCUUGGAGCCCUCUUCUUAUUCCCACCCCGGCUCUCAGAGCCUCUCCAAAGUCCUCAGUGCUGAUCGUGUGGAGCAGAUGGCCAAGACUUACAAUGAUAUCGAAGUGGUCUCACACCUUUUGGCUGAGCGGGACAGAGACUUGGAGCUGGCAGCUCGGAUUGGACAGUCACUCCUUCAGAGGAACCACCUGCUGCAGGAACGCAAUGAGGCCUUGGAGGAGCAGCUAGCACAGGCCCUGGACCAGGUUCACCAGCUGCAGCAUGAGCUCAGUAAGAAGGACGAGUUGUUGCGGAUCGUGGCCAGCGCCUCAGAGGAGAGUGAGACAGACUCCAGUGUGUCCACGCCGCUGCGGCAGCCUCAGACACCAGGGGGAACCACUGCCGCUGCAGCACUCAGCCAGCUGGAGUCUCUGCAGAACAAGCUGCAGGAGCUGGAGGAGGAGAAUCUGUUGCUGAGGUCUGAGGCAUGUCAACUGAAGACUGACACCAUCACCUAUGAGGAGAAGGAGCAGCAGCUAGUGAAUGACUGUGUCAAGGAGCUCCGUGAGUCCAAUAGCCAGAUGGUGUCUCUGACAGAUGAGCUGUCUCAGAAGAACGAGGAGCUGCUCAGACACCAGGAGGAAAUCGCUCAGCUGCUCUCUCAGAUUGUAGAGCUGCAACACAGAGUGAAGGAGUUGGCUCUGGAGAAAGAGGAGCUGAGGAUCCACCUGCAGGCGUCUAAAGAAGCUCAGAGACAACUCACAGCAGAGCUGGACGAGUUGGCGGACAGGAAUGCAGAGUGCGUAGAGAUGCUCCAUGAGUCCCAGGAGGAGAUCAAAGAACUCCGCAGUAAAAACACUCCCUCUGCUGGGAUGCGACGGCACCUUUCCUACGGCCUCUACCCCAUGGACUCUCUGGCAGCAGAAAUCGAAGGCACCAUGAGGAGAGAGCUGAGUGUAGAGGAGGAGACCGCCUUCAGGGACCAAAGAGUAUCCCAGAAGCGAGUCUUCCAAACGGUCCGCUCCAUCAACGCCUCAACAUCGCGGCCAGCCUCGGCCACUCCUCCUAUCCCCGGCUCAGGGCAGAGCUCUUUAGUGAUGACUGCACAGCCCUUCACAUCCACUCAGGGGUAUGUUACAACUAUUGCUGUCUUGCAGUUUCACUCGAGGACGACUUUUUGCCUUUUCGGCUCAAUAAAUGUGUGUGUAUGCAGGGAGGAGGUGCGAAUGGGCCAGCCCGGCUGUCCAGGAGGAAAUGACCUCACAAGAGCGCUCCACCGGCUGUCACUGCGACGGCAAAACUUCCUGUGCGAGCGUCAGUUCUUCCAGGCAGAGCGCGAGAGGAAGCUUCAGGCCUUGGCAGGGACGGAGGGAGACAGGGAAGGCAGCUGCUGCAGCUCACCGAUGGGCAGCGUGCUCUCCUCUUUCUCCAACCUGUCAGAGCUCUCCUUCAGCUCCAGCGUUUUUAAGACCUUCCUGCCUGAGAAGCUUCAGAUCGUCAAACCAAUGGAAGGUUCACUGACGCUCCAUCACUGGCAGCAGCUGGCCAAACCACACCUCGCCACCAUCUUGGACCCCCACCCUGGAGUAGUGACCAAAGGUUUCUGCCCACUGGCCCACGACGCCGUCUACCGCCUGUCUGACAUGGAGGAGGACGAGGAGGAUGAAGAGCACAGAGGUGCCUUGGAGAAGGGGGCGGCAGAGCGGGGUAAGGAAGAGGAGGAUGAGGAAGAGGAUGGCGGGAUCACCUUCAAGGUGCGCUGUUCAUCUACGCCAGAGGAGAGGAAAGACAGAAAGCAUUCGGUGACACCUCUCCCUGUCCCGCCUCCGUCACCCGCAAUGCCGCCAUCACCUGGGACGCCCGCCACUUCCUCAUCAGUUAGAUCGGACCUCUGUCUGACCCCCGCACCCCGACACAUCCCUGAGAAAUCCAGCGUAUCAUCUCAGCCCAUUCCAACAGCCUGUACGUCAGUGGUCCAAUCACAAAGUCAAAUCUGCAUGUCGACAUCAACAACAUCUUCCUCUGUCCAAAAUCCAGGAAAGUGUCAGAGCUCCACUUUCUCCACCUACACCUUCACCACAUGCCGCAUCCUGCACCCCAGUGACACCACACAGGUCACCCCAAGUUCUCGGUCGUCUCUGGCCAACACACCCAGCUCCAUGAGGACCGGUCCCAGCACUCCUGUGACUCCCUGCAGACUGAGUCUGGGUGACUCCUUUCCCCCUCGACGCCCUCCUGUGGCCACCAGUGGCCUGGCCAAGCUGGUCCUGGAGAGGGGCAUUUCUGCACAAGUCUCCACUGACACCCCCCCUCCAUCUCCAAAGCCCACACCCAGGCAACCUCUCUUCCACCUCCUCCCAAGCACGCCCCCUAACUCACCCUCCCACUCACCUGUUCCCUCCCCGGUGCCCCCCGAGUCCCGCCAGCACCCGGCUGACAAUUUCCUAGCAUCGCGGCCAGCGGAGCUUUUUCUCCAGGACGUUUACGGAUUAAAUCUAGGCCGUGCCCCACAUCCCGACUUACCAAGCCCCUCCCAGGAAACCCCAGCUUUUGUCCCAGCCCCUAAGUCAAGCAGAGUAAGGUCUGACCCAGUCAGCGUCGGCCUAGUGGAGAGGCUACGGCGUCUUGGAUUCACCAAGGUGCUCCAGGGUGCAGAGUCUGAGGCUCCAGCACCAUGGCAGGAUUCUUCUACGUUUGUGUCAGCUGGCGGGGGAAGUCUGUUGGAUGGCCUGAGGCGCAACCAGAGCCUCCCGGCCAUGAUCGGCGCCCGAGCAGGGAAGUCAGCUGGUCACCCUCCUCCUCACCCCACCUCCCUGGCCCUCCCCCCAACACCCUGGGGAAACCCCAAAGAGCGGCGCCGGAAACUUGCCUCUGUCUCCCAUGUCCCGUCAAGUACAACCAAACAUUGAGGGGGAAAAGGAGGAUGGAGUGGGAGGGUGCAAACUCCAGAACGAACCCCUCCUUUAUACCUCCACCCACCUUUUCCUCUCUCCUCCUCUCAGCCUUUGAAGAGAGGAGUCAGGGCAUCUGGCGGGCAGAACAAUCCCUCCUUUUUAUGACUUCAUUUUAAAGCACAAUUGAACUUAACUGACUGUUUUUAGCUAUACCGCAGUGUCUGUGUGUGUAGAUGUUUGCCAUGAUGCUAGUUGCUGAGGCCUUAGUCUGUCUCUGACUGGGUUAUUCAGCUCUCGCUGCCUUCUCAGUCAUUAAUUAGGUUCUGUAGUUGUCAUGUUAGGCUCUGGAUGAUAAGGUAGAGGUAGGUAGGUAGGUAGGUAACAAGAAAGUGAAUGAUGGUUUGUGGACGUGGAUUGGAAAAGAAGGAGUUAAGAUAAAGGUGUAGAAGGAAUGGAGGACGUGGGUUUUAUAAAGAAGAGAACGUAAGUAAAAGGCAAAGAGAGAAUGACUGAGCAUCCAGCGUUGCUAUUCCAAGGGCUUGUUCUGUAGUGGGUUUUAAAAGCUUUAGUCUGUAAUAAAGUAGUAUCAUGCUCGCCUGCCAUGCCCAUUAUACAACAAAUGGUUUUAUCUUCAAAUAAAAACAGUCACAAGAGAAAGGAUUCAACAUGCUUUUAUAACUUGAGGACUUGAAGUGCUAGCUGGCAUAAUAGCACACUGUCAAGCUAAUCUCGUAGUCAGACCGUGCCAUUAACAUGCCAGUAUUAUUAUUCGAAUGAUUUGACAGUAGUCCAUUGUUGCACGGGUGUCUGGUGACCGUCCAUGUGCCGUGCCCCUGUUCCCGCCUCUCGCAAGCGUCCGCAUGACUUGUCAACCUUGCCUGCAGGUCCCAGCAUGCACCUGUCAGCAGACAGGUGGGGCCAGGCUGAAGCCACUGGGCAAGAAAAAAUGGGUCUGCCUUUUUCCUUCAGGUCCUUGUGUUUUGUGUGUUUUUAUGAGGCCUUACGUGGAAGCCAGCACUGUUAAUGAUUUAUGUUCAUGUGAAGCCAUGUUUGUAUAUAUAAGUUGCACUCAUUUGGAUUUGGAGGUUGGUUAAUUUAAGGAUCACUGCUUGGUCAAAAACAUUUCACCGUGGUCUUGGUAGGCCCUUAAAAGAACAUCUUAUCAUUUCAGUUUCCUUGUCUCAGGCCUGUGGGAUGUACGGGUUCAGAGGGAAAAGCCACUGACACAUUAUUUUAGUGGUAUGUCACAUGCAUAUGUGCACAUGUGGUUGUUUUCUGUGUUCAAAAUGUGUCUCGGGGUUGACGUAUGUGGUUCACACACUGGCCAGCAGGUGGAAGUGUUCCUUUAGGAAAGCUUAUCCAAAUUAAUUGAGUGCUGUUGUCCCUAACAUCCGUCAGUCCAAGCAGACCCUCCCACUAACCUACUGCGCUUUUUUAUUUAACUUUUAUUUAGCGACACAGAUAUCUGAAGUAUACAGAUUCUAACAUAUUAAAGAGAACAUUUAGCAUUAUGUGUGCCUGCUGUAACAACGCCAGCUAACAUUUUGACAUAAGCUUUUAAUAUAUGCAGCAUUAUUUUUUUGUUUUCCAAAUGUAGAGGCCCACAGAAGGGAAUCCAAAUUAAUCAAGUAAAGGAAUAAACGUGUGUACUGUAUGAUGCAUUUUGUGUUAAUUAGCUAUAACAUAUUUAACAAAUGAAGCUUCUGUGUAAUGUUUGUCGGAGUGGAGAGAAGAGGAAAGAAGGCACAUGCAGACUGUUCAUAUCUUUAGAUUUGUUGUAGUUGUCAUAUUUUCCAGUACAGCAGGAGGUUUGGGUUUGGGUCUUUUUUUGGCUAAAAUACAAAAUGUCCUGUGAUGACUUCUUGCCUCCCCUCCAAGAUCAUGAUCCUCUGUAAACUACUCAUGGCUAUUACUCAGUUGCCUCUUUUUUAAAAUAAAGCAAUGGAAACAAA